GAAACUGCCUUGAAACUUCUGAUGAAACUUUGUGAUCUUGAGUUUGCGCUCUGUAACGGAUAUCGGGCGCUAUAUAUACUGAAGAAAUUGUGAUAGCCAUGAGGUUGCGAAAACCAGCGGAGAUAGCUAUCUGUGAUCAAGAAGCCUAUCAGUCUGUCUCCAAGACCCACAAACGAAGGUGGCGGUUGGCUUUCACGGUCAUCUACUUUACAAGGGCUCUUACUUCAAUUCCCAAGAAAUUGGUUCUUGACAAGAAGGGCCCUGUUUUGCGCUCCCUCUCUUACGUUGCUAUCGAGGUGCAACCGCCCAUCGACGAGGAUAUUUCCUCGGCCGACCAGCCCGCUAAAUUUCUCAACGUUGAUCCAAAUAAGUUUGCUGAGAUGGUAAGGGACAAAAACUUUGAAUCUUUGAGUCAGUUUGGAGGGGUUAAAGAAAUUGCGUUAAUUCUUCGAACUGAUAUAAAAGAUGGUGUUAAUGGUAGCGAGGCUCAUCUUAAUCAAAGAAAGAAUGUUUUUGGUGUUAAUAAAUUCCUAAAGCCACCAGCAAAAAGAUUUCUUAGCUUCUUGUUAGAGGCAUUUAAAGAUAAAAUAAUUCUUAUACUUGUCGGGUGUGCUGUACUCUCGCUUGCUUUCGGUAUCAAACAACAUGGCUGGAAAGAUGGGUGGUACGAUGGUGGAAGUAUUAUUGUUGCUGUCUUUUUGGUUGUCAUUGUGUCAGCGGUGAGCAAUUUUCGACAAUCAGGGCAAUUUGAGAAGCUUUCAGAAAAGAGUAGCGAUAUAAGAGUGGAAGUUGUGCGAGAUGGGAGGCGCCGACCAAUAUCGAUCUUUGAAGUUGUUGUGGGUGAUAUUGUGUAUUUGAAGAUUGGUGAUCAGAUUCCCGCGGAUGGUUUGUUCUUGGAAGGGCAUUCCUUGAAGGUGGACGAGUCAAGCAUGACAGGGGAAAGCGACCACAUUGAGAUCAAUGAAAGGACUCCUUUUAUGUUGUCAGGCACGAAGGUGACUGAUGGCUUUGGUUUCAUGCUGGUCACUUCUGUCGGCAUGAACACUGCAUGGGGUCAGAUGAUGAGUUCAAUAAACCGCGACUUGAAUGAGGAGACGCCAUUGCAGGCUCGCCUCAACAAGCUGUCUUCGUAUAUUGGGAAGGUUGGGUUGUUGGUGGCUGCACUUGUUCUUUUAGUUCUACUAAUUCGAUACUUUACAGGAAACACGAAGGAUGACAUGGGAAAAAGGGAAUUCAAUGGCAGCCAUACAGACUCUGGUGACAUUAUGAAUUCAGUUGUGGGAAUUGUUGCUGCUGCUGUCACUAUCAUCGUGGUGGCUAUUCCCGAAGGCUUGCCUUUGGCUGUCACUCUAACGCUGGCUUAUUCAAUGAAGCGCAUGAUGGCUGAUCAUGCCAUGGUCCGGAAACUAUCUGCUUGUGAGACAAUGGGGUCGGCCACAAUCAUUUGCACCGACAAAACGGGAACCCUUACUUUAAACGAAAUGAAAGUAACCGAGGUAUGGCUUGGAAAAGAAGUGAAUGAUGAUACAUCUAUGGAUAUGGCAAGCAACAUUCACAAACUACUCCAACAAGCAGUUGCUUUAAACACAACUGGAGCAAUUUACAAAGCACAUUCUGCAUCAGUUCCUGAAAUUUCUGGUAGCCCAACUGAGAAAGCAAUACUUUCAUGGGCAGUGAUAGAUUUGGGAAUGAAUAUGGAAGAAGUUAAGCAGAGCUAUGAGACAAUCCGUGUUGAGGCAUUUAAUUCAGAGAAAAAGAGAAGCGGGGUUUUGGUGAAGAGGAAGAGCGAUAACACUAUUCAUACUCACUGGAAGGGAGCUGCUGAGAUGAUACUGGCCUUGUGUUCAACCUUCUAUGACAGUGCCGGGAUGCUGAAAGCCCUGGAUGAGGAAGAAAGACUACAAUUUGAGAUUAUUAUUAAAAACAUGGCAGCCAAAAGCCUCCGAUGCAUUGCCUUUGCCCACAAAGAAAGGGUAGAUGAAGGUGGACAGGUUCCUAAGGAUCUUGAAGAAAAUGGACUCACAUUUUUAGGGUUGGUUGGCUUGAAGGAUCCAUGUCGGCCAGGAGUCAAAACAGCUGUGGAAUCUUGCAAAGCCGCUGGAGUUCAUAUCAAAAUGAUCACUGGUGACAAUGUGCACACAGCAAGGGCUAUAGCUCUUGAAUGUGGGAUUCUUAGUCCUGAUGGGAAUCUAGACAAUGAAGCUGUAAUUGAAGGAGUAAAAUUUAGAAAUUACUCACCCGAGGAGAGAAUGGAAAAGAUCAAUAGAAUCCAUGUAAUGGCCAGGUCAUCCCCUUUCGACAAGCUUUUGAUGGUACAAUGCUUAAAGCGAAAAGGCCAUGUGGUUGCAGUUACAGGUGAUGGAACAAAUGAUGCGCCAGCUUUAAAGGAAGCAGACAUUGGACUUUCCAUGGGAAUCCAAGGAACUGAGGUUGCAAAAGAAAGCUCAGAUAUAGUAAUCCUGGACGAUAACUUCACCUCUGUGGUGACGGUGUUGAGGUGGGGAAGGUGUGUAUACAACAACAUUCAAAAGUUCCUUCAGUUUCAACUCACGGUGAACGCUGCCGCCCUUGUCAUCAACUUUGUUGCAGCUGUUUCGUCCGGGAAGGUUCCAUUGACUGCUGUGCAGCUACUAUGGGUGAACCUGAUAAUGGAUACCUUGGGAGCUUUAGCCUUGGCUACUGAUAAACCCACCAACGAUCUCAUGGCAAAGCCACCUGUUGGCCGAUCAGAACCACUUAUAACCCUAAUCAUGUGGAGGAAUCUCAUUGCUCAAGCUUUGUAUCAGGUAAUUAUCUUACUGGUUUUACAAUUCAAAGGAAGAUCCAUCUUUGGUAUAGAUGAAAAGGUUAAGAGCACAAUCAUUUUCAAUACUUUUGUCUUCUCCCAAGUCUUCAACGAAUUCAAUGCAAGGAAACUAGAGAAGAAGAAUAUAUUCCUGGGUCUAUUCGAUAACAAAUUGUUCUUGGCAAUCAUUGGAAUUACAAUAGUUCUUCAACUUGUGAUGGUGGAGUUUCUGAGGAGGUUUGCCAGUACUGAGAGACUGGAUUGGGGGCAGUGGGGUGCUUGCAUUGGACUCUCUGCUUUGUCAUGGCCGAUUGGUUGGCUAAUCAAGUGCAUUCCAGUUUCAGGCAAGCUGUUGGCAUACCACAGGGCUUCUACUUCCUGAAAGACUAGCUAGCUCGGAUUGACCGGCGGCUUUCAGCAGAAAAAAGUUGAAAAAAGUGAUGUAAGAGUCAUUAUGUAGUCAGUUUUAAAGGAUUUUCAUUUUCUAUUAAUUAUGUUUCACAAUCAUUUUCCUUUUCCUA
Molecule: messenger RNA, 3306 nt
Organism: Juglans regia (Persian walnut)
Lineage: Eukaryota; Viridiplantae; Streptophyta; Magnoliopsida; Fagales; Juglandaceae
Product: putative calcium-transporting ATPase 13, plasma membrane-type
Exons: 2
Coding region: 99-3167 (1022 amino acids)
Biological process (GO): calcium ion transmembrane transport
Cellular component (GO): membrane; intracellular membrane-bounded organelle
Molecular function (GO): ATP binding; ATP hydrolysis activity; P-type calcium transporter activity
Source: RefSeq, a predicted model, not a curated record